Messenger RNA from Polypterus senegalus (gray bichir), 3315 nucleotides. It is a transcript of the gene foxo4, whose product is annotated as forkhead box O4. NCBI's taxonomy places the organism in Eukaryota, Metazoa, Chordata, Cladistia, Polypteriformes, Polypteridae. Gene Ontology annotation, biological process: regulation of transcription by RNA polymerase II. The transcript has 4 exons. The record is from RefSeq and is a predicted model, not a curated record. Gene Ontology annotation, molecular function: RNA polymerase II cis-regulatory region sequence-specific DNA binding; DNA-binding transcription factor activity, RNA polymerase II-specific. Gene Ontology annotation, cellular component: nucleus. Bases 1020 to 2900 code for a protein of 626 amino acids.
GUUGCCCAGUUGUGAUAAACAGACGUCAGAAGGGAGUUUUCACCGAGUCAAAACAAAACCAAGUCAAACCAAAAGAAAAGCUACUAGGAGUAGAAAAAGUGCAGCUGGAAUUUGGAUAAAGUGUGAUUUCACUAUCGUAACGUUAUACUGGAUGUGCUGCUUCUGUAUUUGUGCUUCUGAGGAGGUAAAAGUCGGGGGAGAUCCAAGAACGAAGUAAACUGAAGCUGGUCGCGGCUUUAACUCGAGGAGAAGGUGCUAGUGAGGUCGCCAAAGAGAGUGAGCGAGGGAACGAGCGAGCAAAGCGUGCGCGUGAGAGAGCGAGCGACAGGGGGGCUUUGGGAAGCGCGGGGCGCCGAGCGCUCUUGGGACAUGGCAUACAGGAGCACGCGCCAGCCCGAAAACUUGAAAACAACGACAAGUUAUAUUAGCCACUUUGUGGCAAAAAGCGGCAACCACCUGUAAAGAUUGCGUUUACGCAAUAACGGAAUAGUCUCGCCCUUGCCCGGACUUGAUAAAACGUCUUGCGUAUAUAUUUGUGUACAUAUAAGAAAACGUGUGGCGAACACUGAGAAGCUGAAAGGCACAAACGUGUGUAUAUUACUUGACAUACGAUUUGGUUGUUCUCAGUAAAUACUCGGUUUUCUUCUGGAUUCUAGUCAGUAACGAAAAAAAAACGAAAUCAUACGAGUUGGAUGGAUACAACUAAUGACAGCGAACUGGAUCCUCCUUACGUCUGUUGGUCUACUAGCUUACCUGUGUUAAAACGCACCUGACCCCGUUGUGAUUGACUUCUUAAUGCUACCUUUGGAUGAGCAGAUUUUAUAAAGCCGGACAAAGUUUCGCCACAGUUUUGACGUUUCAUCUAUUGGAUUCGCUUUGUUUAUAAUGCAGUAGGAAACACCUUUACAGACGUCUGCCUCUUUGUGACACUGACCGAGUAAUCCCAUUUUUCAGAAGACAUCAGAGUAUUCUUAAUUUUUGUAACAAAAAAGCAUUUUGUCAUUAAGUCAAUAAAAAAUAUGGAGAACGAACAGAUUCCAACAGUGGAAAUUGACCCAGAUUUUCAGCCUCAAAGUCGGCCUAGGUCAUGCACAUGGCCUCUGCCUAGACCAGACAUUUCUACUGUAAAACAAGAGGGGGUGGAGUCAGCAGUUAACACUCCUCCAACUGAAGAUGAGAAACCAGAGGUACUUCCAGUUAUUUCGGAACCAGAGAAUGGGAAUGCCCCAGAAGGAGAAAUUCUAUCUGGAGGAGCUGGUGCAGCUCAGAGAAAAGGCCCCUCACGUCGCAAUGCAUGGGGUAACCAGUCCUAUGCAGAUCUGAUUAGCCAGGCUAUUGAGAACUCGCCUGAGAAGAGACUUACACUUGCGCAGAUUUAUGACUGGAUGGUGAACACAGUUCCUUACUUUAAAGAUAAGGGAGACAGCAACAGUUCUGCAGGAUGGAAGAAUUCGAUUCGUCACAACCUUUCCUUGCAUAGCAAAUUUCUACGAGUGCACAAUGAGUCUACUGGGAAGAGUUCUUGGUGGAUGCUGAAUCCGGAGGGUGGCAAAAGUGGAAAAACUCCACGUCGUCGUGCAGCAUCAAUGGACAACAGCAGUAAGCUUCUGAAGAGCCGUGUGCGGGCAGCAAAAACAAAAAAACAGACCACAGCAACCAGUGGCAUUACACAAGAAGGACAAACUGGAAACACCGAAAAUCCCGGGAAUGGUUCUCAGCAACAGUUUCCUAAAUGGAAUGUCAACAACAGUAGCCCUUCCUCCCGGGGGAGCAUGGAGGAUCCAGACAUAUGGACUGCUUUCCGCCCACGUACUAGUUCUAAUGCUAGCACUUUAAGUGGAAGAUUGUCCCCUAUUGCUCCAGGCCAUGAGGAUGAAGAUAAUCUAGGUGAUGAUGACCUCCACACUACUUUAGCCACAUAUUCUGCUAGCAGUGUACCUCCUACACUAACUGAAACAUUAAUGGAGGAUCUGGAACUCAUUGAUAGCCUCAAUCUCAUAUCUUCUCAGCAGAAUAACAGCUCUAGUACGAGCUCUGUAAAUUCUUCAAGCUCUGUGUUACCUUCAGCUGCAGUGCUUUUGCAAAGGAGCUCUAGCUUUUCCUCAUACCCACAGCUCCAACAAAGCAAACCACAACUAGCACAGAACAAUAACAGUACUGGUGGUACAGCAGUUAGCAGUUUUGGAAAUUCUUUGUUUAGCCCACUAUCCAGUACAGCUGGUGCUAACAGAGUAGGAGGUCAUUUCAGUAGCAGUGUUGAUGGCACUCGGCUGCCAACAAGUUUAGAAACUCUUCUGACAUCUGACUCUCCACCCCCUAGUGAUGUCAUGAUGUCGCAAGUGGACCCCAUAAUGCCAAGCCCAAGUAGUACCAGCCUUCAUAUCUUAAGUAGCCAGCUUAAUCAAGGCAAAUUGACAGGGCAGACAAUAUUGGGUAAAAAUCAGGAACAAAAUUCCUCACUGAAUCUCACCCUUCAGCAGCAGCAGCGAACUCAUCUGCUUGGGAAUUCUGCCCAGGCUCUUAGAUUGGGGAUGUUGGUUCAAGGAGUAAACUCUGAUUCUUGUAACUUACCUGCACUGAAGCCACAGCUCCCUCAAGGGCCCAGUAGUCCUUCUGGGUUACUUGUAAGUGGUGUUCAGUCAUCUGUUGGUAGCAUCCCAGGAAUAAGCCAGUUUAGUGAAGCUGGCUGUUUUCUUCCUGGUCAUGACAAACUCCCCAAUGAUUUGGACAUAGAAAUGUUCACAGAGAACCUUGACUGUGAUGUGGACUACAUUAUUAACAGUGACCUCAUGGAUGGAGAUGGAAUGGAUUUCAACUUUGACCCUAUACUCACCACGAACCAGAACUUCUCAACUAGUUCUACUACUCCUAGCUCAUCACACUCCUGGGUGCCCAGCUAAUCUAUUUUUCUAUGUGUAUUUUCUUUGAGAUAUGUCCUUCGGUUCCAUGUUCCUUGCUGAAGACAUCAUAUAGUUGAAGACACUAAUGAAAGAACUUGCUACAUUGUCUCCAGAUUAAGAUCACUGUUAUUUUUAUUAGAGCUAUCAACUUCUCAAUUUUGGAUUCUUUUUUUUUAUAUCUUUUUUAAAAAGAACGUUUUUAUAGCUUACUUUCUGAUAUAUACACAGCUGACCUCAGUGUGCAAUGUGCCAAUAUUCAAGCUAACCUAAACCAUUUGAUUGAAUUCAUUUGUAUAACAUCAUGGGAUAAACUAAAAGCUCUGUCAGAUGCAUCAUCAAAGCUUGAAUUUUCUGAAUCAUGAGUGUUAAAUGCCAAUCACUACAGAAGAAUACCCAGUGUCUUGGUGUGCUAUUG